This is a messenger RNA of Protobothrops mucrosquamatus (brown spotted pit viper), 678 nucleotides long. RefSeq names its product spindle assembly abnormal protein 6 homolog. The annotation marks the transcript as partial. The record is from RefSeq and is a predicted model, not a curated record. Gene Ontology annotation, biological process: centriole replication. NCBI's taxonomy places the organism in Eukaryota, Metazoa, Chordata, Lepidosauria, Squamata, Viperidae. Gene Ontology annotation, cellular component: centrosome; centriole. The transcript has 4 exons.
GAAGAAAAGUUAUUGCUAGAACAAAAACUUAGCAGAACAGAGGAGGACCUUACAAGACAGCUGAAUUAUACACAGCAGGCCUUGUCAGAAAAGAGCAGAGAACUAGAUAAUUUAAAAAGCGAAUGGGCCUCCAAGAUAGCAUCAUUGAACAGCAAACACACUCAGGAAUUAUCAAAUGAGAAGGAAAAAACUCUGCAGGCACAAGCACAUUAUCAGCAACAGAAUGAGCAACAGAAAAGAGACUUGGAAAACUUGCAUCAGAAAACUGUCCAGCAACUGCAGAACAGGCUGAAGGAGCUGGAACUUGCUAACAAAGACUUAAUGGAAAGGAGAUACAAAGGCGAUUCCACAGUCAGGGAACUUAAAGCAAAAUUAUCAAGUGCAGAAGAUGAAUGCCAGAGAAUGAAGCAAGAAGUUCUAUCCUUACGUCGGGAGAAUACUACCUUAGAUGCUGAAUGCCAUGAAAAAGAGAAGCAAGUUAAUCAGCUGCAGAUGCGAGUUGCUGUUUUGGAACAAGAGAUCAAAGAUAAGGACCAGCUUGUUGCUAGGACAAAAGAAGUAUUAGAAGCAACACAAGAGCAAAAGGUUCCUAGCAUUUUCCCCCAUAGUACCAUUAUAACAAACGUAGUCAUUAAAGUUCAUUAUGAUCUAAAAUGUUAUGUUACGUGUUUGGCUUAA